Camelina sativa (false flax) is the source of this 1127-nucleotide messenger RNA. RefSeq names its product RING-H2 finger protein ATL1-like. NCBI's taxonomy places the organism in Eukaryota, Viridiplantae, Streptophyta, Magnoliopsida, Brassicales, Brassicaceae. The record is from RefSeq and is a predicted model, not a curated record.
AAAUGAAACAGAGCCGUAUAAUUUUACAUAUAAGUUUUGGACAUAAUCAGUAUGUUGUUACACUCGGCUGCUUCUUCUUACCUAGUGUAAGACGCAGAAGAUAAAACUAUGGCUGCGAUUAAAAGUAUCUGCUUGAUGCUGGUCCAUGUGUUGUUAUUAUCAGCCAUGGUGACUUUUGAAGAUGCUAAAUCAAAAGUUUUUAGUUUUGUGUUCAUACAAUGUUAAUGUUAAUCAUAUUUUUAAUUCAACCAAAUUAUAUUGCGUUUCAAACCUGAAUGAUUUGUCCUUUGAUAUUGUCAACAAAAAGUUAUAUAUAUCCUUGAUUUUGUGUGUAGUAGAUGGUGUAUUUAAACUCUUUCCGUGUGGAAUUAUAUAAAACUCAGUGACGACUAUAUUAGUCUACAAAUACAUUUUGGCAUUAAUUAAAAAAGUUUUUGACCAAAAGUCGAGAAAAGUUGACUUUGGAAACCCUACUUCCAAAGUAAACGACGUCGUCGAGGGUUUCUCAUUGGUUUGGGAUGCAAGUAUGUUGUUCUCUCGCCUCCAGUUUUUUACGCAUGAUUAGGAAUCCGAAAAACAAAAGGAAGAGGAAAAUAAAAACUCUAAAUCCUGAUAGGAUAAAUUCUAAAUUCUUUUUAUAAACUAAAUAUAUCACGUUUUGAUAUUUUUCUUCUGGUAGGAACGAACGAGUAACGUAGUGUGACGAGAAGAUGGACACUUCUGAAAAAAUUCUCAUAGUUUUCUUCAUCAUCUCGUUGAUCGUCAUCUGUUGUUGUAGCUGUUGCAGUGAUGUAACUUCCACUCAAACGGGAUUACCUCCUCCCGAGACAAUCCACCAAAAUCCACAGCCUGAACAAGAUAUUGAAACCGGACACAGGAAAGCCCUAGUGUACAAAGAUAUCAAAGAAGAGGAAGGAGGAGGAGGAGAAGAAGAAGGGGGUGGUAAACGUUUUUGUCCGAUUUGUUUGGAAGAGUACGAGGAUGAUCAUCAGAUGAGGCGAUUAAAAAAGUGUGGACAUGUGUUUCACCUUUUGUGUAUUGAUUCUUGGCUUACACGGGAGCGAAGUUGUCCAUGUUGUCGCCGUUCUGUUGAUUUGAUGAGUUUAGGUCUUUAGAUUUCUAGGUUU